Blastomyces gilchristii SLH14081 is the source of this 5313-nucleotide messenger RNA. Its product is annotated as leucine Rich Repeat domain-containing protein, variant. The coding region runs from base 2316 to 3773 and encodes 485 amino acids. Lineage: Eukaryota; Fungi; Ascomycota; Eurotiomycetes; Onygenales; Ajellomycetaceae. The transcript is spliced from 9 exons. The record is from RefSeq and is a predicted model, not a curated record.
GCUUUUUAACAUGAAAACAUCAUGAGAGUCUGAUUUGCUCAGCUUAGCAUUGAUCAUUCACUAUGCAUACACCUUUUCUGAGGUUAAUCACUUUUCCGAGGCAACUCUUUUGCGCAAAGGAAUGGGAAAUGAAACAUGUCCCAACCGGGCUAGCAUGUCGAGUUAUGCCGAUAUAUAUCGAUCCAUCAAAAAGAGGUAGACCGGAUAUACGCUGAGUAAAACCUCUCUACCAAGACCUUCCUCCCUUGAACUUCCCUCCCCAACCGCCAAACCCAAUGGGUCAUUUUCUUAACCAUGAAUUACAGGCGGAUAUCAGAGCCAAACUCUCUAAGCUAACUGCUCUCCCUCAAUACAGGGAUUUUAGUUAGAAUCUGUUGACACGCUAUGCACCCCAAGCAAGGGUAUGACAGUCAGUCAGCAAUGGCGGCACAGGGAGCUCCGAUUGUUGUCAUAUCGUUAGAGGGGACUGUGGUAUUUAGUGUCACUCGAGAUCAACAUGAUAUUUUUAAUGCCUAACAAUUUGAAAAAGACGCAGGCAGAAGAUAAACAUGAGAGAGGUCACUAAAACAUCACAGCACAGCAAAAGAGAAACCAACUAAGAGAUAUCUAGAUGCUGAGGCGAGAGAGCAAACCACUAACAACACCACCCGUCGACGGAGAAUGGAGUUUCUUUCGCGCGCUUUAUCGCCACCGCAUUCCCAAGUUCUGUUUCUAGCAGGCAUCUCCGUCGCAGAGUAGGGUUUCGAUGUGCGUUACCUAUGUGUUCGUUGACACGAAGUCGCUCCAAUCAAGUCUUUUUGACGUGGAGCAAGGAAGAUGGCAUUGGAGGUUAUCGGGUUCGAUAUAUUAUCUGGAGUCCAAUUCUGGACUGACUACGGAGUGCGUUAAGGUCUAAUAAUAUCGACGUUUGCCCAUGUCCCCUCCCCUCCACACUACUGCGUAUCAGACUAUCAGUUCAUUCUUACGACCCUCCCUCUGUUUCGCUGGUGUUCGCUAUCAGUGAACCUGGGCUCCUUGGCGGUACAUCCUGAAAGCCCGCCAAUCAGCCGCUAAGGAGCACAUAUUCCACUGGUUUCUUUUUGGCCCAAGUGCCUGUGGAGUUACAUGGAUGUGUCUGCUGAACAUGGGCGAGAAAGCUUGGCCUUUUUCUGCUUCAUUACUCCAUACAAUAAUAACAAUACGACGCCCUAGUAGCGUCUUAUUACGCAGUAAGUGUCGCCGCUAAGGGGAAGGGGACCAGGAAGGCCGUGCAUAAUGCAGAAAACCCAAGCCAGGUAUAGUUCACUAGCCUAUGUUGCUCCGUAUUCAUAAUAUAUUUCUGUGGAGAGACUAUACCAGAAGUUGUACUGUACAAGGCGAUAGAUAAUAUGGUAACAAUCGUCAAAGGAUGAUUUCAUAUCAUCCGACCUCAAAAAAUCGAAGAAUAGAUAGAUAUACUUUUACAUACGUAUGUAUGUCCAAGAAGUCUCGCCCUGCCAUUUGUUGCAGCUAGAGGCGAACUUUCCCCGGCCCAGUCAUCUACAAAACUCUAAUAUAAAAAUAUUUUUGUCCAAACUCUUUUUUGACAUUAUUUUGCGCUGCUUCGAAUUCAUCCUUCCUGUUCAUCCUCUUCUUCCUCUUCACUAUCAUCAAACUACUGGGCAUCUCCUUAGAGCCCUUACUUACACUAAUCUAAUAUUUAAUUAAUCUUAAUAUCUACCCAUCUCCUGUCCUGCCUCCCUCUUGCCCUAGCUCUAAGCCUAUUCUUACGUACUCGCUGCGGAUAUCAAUCAACCCUUACUCGUUCUCACAAUAUAUCGUUACUAUUGCCUGCAAAACACUCAUUCUCUCCCUCUUCCUAUCAACUGCGCCUAUCGUACGCAAGCAACACAUCCGCCGGGGUAGCCGUUUUCUCGCUCCCCCUCUCCCCCCGUCUUCGCGCAAGCCAAAACAGACAGGAUACGGUCAAGUAAUACCGCUGCUGAGGAUAUUCCGCCCCGAUUCCGCUGGAGGGGCAAUCUGUGACUAACAGUAACGUCUGCGACUGGCCGCUGGACCCCAAUCAAUGCGAGUUGUCGUAGCAGCAAAAUAAAUUACGCCCACAGAAAUCCCUGCUGUGUCCCGUGACCCCGCUCCCCAAAUUUCCCAUACCGUAAUAUCGUCCGUGACGGUACGUACUGUAUUAUUCGUCGAGUGCGGCCCGCCCCACAUUGCGGCCAAUAGGAUACUGCUGCUGGCCAUACACCUCAUUCUGCAUGUAAUGACCGUCAUCCUUCGCCACUACAUCCAUCUAUCUGCUACAACUCUCCAAACUACAUACAACCCCCGUUAGAGAAAUGAGCUCCCAGGCUCUCCCCACCGCCAAUUGCCAGCACCAACCCCAUCACCAGCCGGAUUACUUUCAAAAACCUGUCAACUAUACUAGAGAUAUCUCUCCCUCCUCUGGCUCCGAGAGUUCUCGCCGCCCUUCUUUUGGCUCCAUCAAGGAGGACUCUACAGAAAUUGCCCAGUCAUUCGUUGAUACAGAGGACAGUUCCUCCAAUAAACAGACCACCAAAGCUGGGGGCAAUGCUGCUGCCAAGGCUGUAGUGCAGUCCUCCGAUUCCCCUGAAUUCUGUUGCCCCUGCGGUGCCUUUUUAGGAUGGAAGCACAUCCGCUUAGGUGGACGGCGACUGAGCAGGAGCUACAGUGACCUUCGCUUGUUAGGCAAUGCCCAAUCGAGGGGCUUUGCUUGGGAGGUUAAUGAUUCGGGUCCUAUCACCCCUGUUCAAGAGGAACCUAAGAAGACUGUCAGAAAGGGGCAUGCGCCAAUUGAAUUACUUCCCGCUGAGAUCCUAGAUCAAAUCAUCUCCCAUCUGGCUAUCGAUAUCCCCCCUAAUGGCUACACUCCACGGAAUAUUGACCUUGUCUCGUGCCUCUUGACCUCUCGGACACUCCACUCAGCGACACUUAGUGUCCUUUAUCGACACAUCACCAUACCCCACUCGAUCAUCUUCUCCAAGGCUCUGAACCACAUCAAGCAGUAUCCCGCUUUAGGCACCAUUGUCCGGCGCUUGGACUUUUCCCACUUCACGUCUGUUGGGCUGGGUCGCACACAGCAAAUGAAUGUCGAGAUUCAGAACCUUACGUCCAAGACCCUGUUGGAGUGCUUAGAGUUGCUGACAAACCUAAAGGAGUGUCUGCUUCAAGAGCAUCUCGAGGAUGAUGUGAAUGUCGACGUACUCCGAAAAUUACUCUCACGAACCCCGUCCCUGCGCGCUGUUGAUUUCUGCGGGUGUUCAUCUGCAAUUUUCUCCAAUGGCUUCCUCAGUGCCGUUACUGAGGAUUUUGAUUUCCCCGCAACCCUCCCAGCGCUCCGCCGGGUGUCUCUCCACGAGUGUAGCGGUCUCAUUCCGCGCGUGUUCGAGGUUUUCCUACCGCGCCUAGUCAACGUGACCCAUCUCGAUGUGUGCCACACCCAGAUUACGAAUUCUGCAUUGAUGUCCAUUCCACACACUGCCCGCAUCACACACCUGAAUAUUUCGCGAUGCACGAAGCUCACGGGACCGGAGGUGGUGAAAUUCUUGACCACACACCCAGCUACACCAACUCCUGGACGAGACGGACGUCGACACCCUCCUGCCCUGCCUAACCUCGACCCUCCGCUCGGUGAACCUGGGCGGGGCGAAGAUCUGCUCAUCGAACAUGCCUUGUCUUCUCCGCCUCUCCAAGCACGUCGAAGAACUCGGUCUCGAUUCUGCCAACCUUACCAUCAGCGACAUCAACCUGUUCUUCGCACUACCGCCGUCCGAUAAUAACGUUUCUGACAAUGAUGCCAACACCAACACCAACGGCGUCAACCCAAGCACACGCCGGGCCUGGAUCCCAUCCCAGCUCCGCUACAUAGAUCUCACCAGGAACCCCCACGUCACCCAAGCUGCCCUCCUAAACCCCAAAGCCUGCCUCCUCGUCACCCCACACAGCGCGCCGCUUGAUGUAAUCGAACUUAGCGAAAAAAUCAUCAGCCCGCUCCGCCAGCGCAGCCGGGCGAAUAAAUAUGGGAAUGGAUGGCUAGUGCGAGACUUGGGGCGGCGGGGAUGGUAUGUGCGGGAACCGGCGUUGGGAACGCGACAGGGUAAGCCGACCGUGAAGCCGGAUGAUGGGCGUCGGUCGUGGAAGAUGGGGGCACGCUGGUGGGGAAUGAGGAAGAUCCCGGUUGCGGUGGGGGAUGUUGGGGGGCUGUAUGGGCAUUAUAUGUUUAAGAAGUGAGCGGGGAUUAAGUAUUGAGUAUCCUACCUCCCUUUUACCUGCUGGCAAUGGCAGAUUUUGUACCGUUCUUGUGAUUGUUUCAUUACACUAAUAUAUCCCCCCUUUGUGACAUUUUUGAUAUCUUGGGGUGUUUCUGGAAUAAUUUUUUUUCUCAUUUUCCUUUUCCUUAUCCCGGCUUUGGUGUUGUUUUUCCCUUGUUAAGCGUGCCAAAUUUCCUCUCUGCCUUCGUUGCCUCUGUUGCUUCUCUUUUCCUCCUUUUCGACCAUGAUGUGUUCUUAGUAGUCAUACAUCCCUUGAGAUAUUUCCGUCGUGAGCGUUUUUGUCAACUUUUUUUUUGUCGCAAGCGAGUUUAAAAUUCAGCAUAUUCUUCUUAUCCACGCCUCUUAUGUCUUUAAUGUUUAUUUGACUGCUAAUUUUUUCUUUCUGCUUCCCUCGCCCUCGGUCUCAUUUAUUCGCCCUUAUAAAAUUUUACCCUUCUCCAUAUAUUUCCCGCUCGUGCCUUGGAAAAGUCACAUUUGAGUCUGGAAAAGAUAGCGCUCUUUCUGCUUCUUAUUUCUAUUCAUGGUACUUGCUGGUGUUGGCAUUGACAUUCACUCAAAAUAUCCAUCGUUCCAUAUUCGCAAAGCAAGUAAGCAGAUGUCGCUACUUUCUUUUGAAGGACUCACAGAGAGGGGAGAAAAGAGCGAAUUGAUAAAAAUAAAAAAAAUAAAAAAGGCACACAGGCACAUAGGUAUUGAAUGAGAGGGGGAAGUUUGUGUUUUGUUGACUGUUGAUCACUCUUUUGCUACUAGUUUUUGAGUUUUUUUUUUCUUUCUUUUCUGAAAUGAUAUUCUUAUCUUUUGUAUUAUUUGUCAUUUUAACUUAUUCUUACUUUUCAAUCAUGAGAAUCUUUCACUUUUGAGUCUGUACAUGAAUUACAUCUAACAUAGUGUGCUAUUAUCUGUUGUACUUGAAACAUGCCACUCUCAUUCUUUUUUAUUAAACUUAUGCUUGAACAAUUGUAUGUAUUAUUUCCCCCUUCUUUUCACAACUUCCUCUUACAAUUCUUUCCCCAAUCAAUUGUAGCUGCUCGUUUGCUCGCGCCCA